This is a messenger RNA of Trifolium pratense (red clover), 504 nucleotides long. Its product is annotated as protein FAM98B-like. The coding region runs from base 97 to 498 and encodes 133 amino acids. The transcript has 2 exons. The record is from RefSeq and is a predicted model, not a curated record. Lineage: Eukaryota; Viridiplantae; Streptophyta; Magnoliopsida; Fabales; Fabaceae.
UCUUUGUGUGCUUCUUAUAUUUAUAUUGUCCCAUGAUCAAUAUAAAUAGCUCCUAAUUGAUUCAUAGUCGACAGUUAAACACUUAGUAUAUCAAUUAUGAAAAUCAAGACUUUUAUCUUUGUGUUCUUUCUUUGUGCACUAAUUCUUAUCUCAAUUGUGGCCAUUGAACCAUCCAAAAAUGGAAAACAGAUUGGUACAACCGAAGAAUCCAAUACAAAAAUUGGGGUAAAGAGGGACGUUGGUUGGGGAGGACGUCCACAUAGUGAGAACCAAGAAGGAAGACAUGGUGAUGGAUAUCGGCAAGGUUGGACCGGAAAAAGAGGAACUGGAGGAGAAAGACAAAAUGAACUACGUGGCAGGAAAGACGAUGGAGAAAACGGUGAAGGAGGAACCGAAGGAGGUUGGGGAAAAGGAGAAAACGGAGGAUCUGGUCGAGGAGGAGAUGUAGGUAUUGGACAAAUGGGAAAAAUGGAGGAAUUGGAGGAGAAGAAGGACUAGGGAAAA